UAAUUUUCAUAAUCACUUUCUCAAUUCUUCUUAGCUUCAAUUCUUCUCCUUCCUUCUCAUCAAAUUAAAUGGGAAAUGUAGUGAUUUCUCCACCAUGCUUUCAACCUAAUUUUAGUACUACUAGUUGUUGCAACACAAAACCGUCACAACAAGUCAAGCUUAUAUUUUGGGAAGGAACAUCAAGAUCCAUAAACAAUGAUAACAAGAACAAGAACAAGAAACAUAUGGUGGCUGGUGAGAUCAUGUUUGAGUUUCCAGAUAAAGUUGUUUGCCAUGCAGAUUCAUUCUUCAUAGGACACCCUAUUCCAAUUUUAUCCUUUGAUGAUCAACUUCUACCCGGUCAAACCUACUUUGUUCUCCCCAUUGAUCUCUUCUCUUCUCAAACUCUCUCAGCUUCUACCCUUGCAGCCCUAAAUUCUUCGUCGUCGUCGUCGUCAUGCCCUAAAAUCAAUAAUAAUAGGUCUCCCAUCAAAUUUGGGGCAUGCCCUUUUGAGUAUAUUAAGGGUGACAAUGGAAGGGCUUUGAUUAAGGUGAUGCCGGAAUUUAUAACAAGUCUCAUCAUCAAUAAUCAACAACAAAAAGAAGAACAAGAAGGGAAUAAUAAUAAUAAUGGAUCUUUUCUUUGUAGUACUCCUGAAUUGCAAAAGCACUAUGAACAGCUUGUGAUGAGGUCUAAGGAGCAGGUUUGGUCUCCUAAGCUUGAAACAAUAUCUGAAUACAAGAUUAGGUUUUCACCAUGCAGAUUCAUUGGUUUAGAAUGGAAGGAAAAAGAAGAGAAACAUCAAGAAAUUUUCACUAGAUAGUUGUUAAUUAAUUACCUUGUUUUUUUUUUUAAUUUUGAUGUAUACCAUAUACUAACAAUUCGUACAAUAUAAAAUAUAAAAUAUAGGAAGA
This is a messenger RNA of Arachis duranensis, 894 nucleotides long. RefSeq lists its product as uncharacterized. The coding region runs from base 69 to 803 and encodes 244 amino acids. Lineage: Eukaryota; Viridiplantae; Streptophyta; Magnoliopsida; Fabales; Fabaceae. The transcript has a single exon. The record is from RefSeq and is a predicted model, not a curated record.